This is a messenger RNA of Peromyscus californicus insignis, 2855 nucleotides long. RefSeq names its product BCL2 like 10 (gene Bcl2l10). Lineage: Eukaryota; Metazoa; Chordata; Mammalia; Rodentia; Cricetidae. Gene Ontology annotation, biological process: extrinsic apoptotic signaling pathway in absence of ligand; intrinsic apoptotic signaling pathway in response to DNA damage; regulation of apoptotic process. The record is from RefSeq and is a predicted model, not a curated record. The transcript is spliced from 2 exons. Bases 1782 to 2354 code for a protein of 190 amino acids. Gene Ontology annotation, cellular component: mitochondrial outer membrane. Gene Ontology annotation, molecular function: protein heterodimerization activity; protein homodimerization activity.
UUAAUAUUAAUUUGUCCAUUAUUUGAAUCAUUUCUUCUGUGUGUAUGUAGGUGAAUACACAUGCCACAGAGCACAUGCAGGGGUCAGAGUACAGCCGGUGGGAGUCUGUUUGCUCCUUCCACCAUAGGGUGUCUGGGCAUCGAACGCAGAUCCUCAGGCUUGGUAACAAGAACCCUUACCUGCUGAACAAGCUCACUGCUCCCGGCCUUAUUUUUUAUGAGACACAAUACCAUGUCUCCCAGGUUGCCCUCAAACUUGCUACGUUUCCAAGUGUGAUGGUAAACUUCUGGUCCCUCUGCCCUUGCCUCUCAGGUGCUGGAAUAUUGGGUUUGCCAGCGUGCACCACACACUGGAUGCACUAAAAUUGUAGGCACACUGCUGGAACCAAACCGAGACUGUCCGGCAUGAUUCACCAGCACUCUCCAACUGAGCUACAGUCCCAGCCCCAAGACCCCAUCUUUAAAAAGAUUUUUUUUUUUUUUAGUACUGGGAAUCAAAGGUCACCUUGGACCCUGGUAAUCAUUCCUGGGUAAAACUGGCACUGUGCAUGGCCUUGGGCAUCUGACUAGCCAAAGAUUUGCUGUCCCUAAGAAGCAGGGGGUAGGGUGGGUCGGGUAUCCCCAGAUUGUCUGGUCCCCUGUCUUAUCCUUCUCCGCCUGACUCUUUGCAUAGUGCUGACUUUACUUUUGUAGGCCCAGCUCCAGACCUUUGCUCCCCAGAAAGACCCUCAGAAUGCAGAAAGGACAUUCUUCCAGCCAUCAGGGUGCCAUGGUCACUUCAGCAGUCCCUUUGGAACUGAGAGUGAGAAAUGCCCCAUAUAUUUUUGUUAUGUCCUUAGUAUUAUUGAAACGUCCCUUAGAGUCUCAGAGACACACAAUGGUUCUGGGUUAUACUUUGACACCCUAGAGAGCUCUCUUUGCCCCUCAGGGAGAUGGCCCUGAAUUAAAGCAGGUCUCUAGAGAGUGUGGACAUAAAGAAAGGACCAGGACAGCUGGGCACAGGUAACCCCUGGGAAAGGGCCUCAGAGGAAACUUUGGGUAGCAUCACAGAAAGUCGAAGUGGAGCCCCAAGAAGGCCCACAAGGGCUAGAACCCAGCAGACCUGUGACCUACUAGAGCAGUGUUUCUCAACCUGUGACCUCCUUCGGGGAUCGCCUAACAGAUAUCAUACAUAUCAGGUAUUUACAAUUCAUAACCCUAGCAAAACUACAGUUAUGAAGAAGCAACGAAAUAAUUGUAUUGUUGGGGGCCACCCCAGCGUGAAGGUCGCAGCAUUAGGAAUGUUGCGGACCACUGUACUGGAGACUCGUUCAAAGGAGGACAGCAGGGUUUCUAGGGAGCACAGCUGGUGGGUCAGAGACAGGCAGGAGUCAGGGGCUGGGGCCACAUUGCCUCCUCCAACCUAGGACAGCCACUUUGCAAAAUGAGUUAUAUUUCCUCAUUUUCCAAACAAGUCAGCCCAGUCAGUAGCAAGUUAAGAUACGGCUUCUAGUGGGGCCUGAUGGCACAAGCCUGUAAUCCCAGUGAUUCAGGCGGCUGAGGCAGGAGAAUGACAAUUCCAAGGCCUACCAAGCUCUAGAAAGCUCCAGACCCUGGCUGUUUCUUAAUCCGGAAGGUAAGAAGUAAUCCAUGGGUCUCACGUGGCUCCUGCUUGCUCCGUCACAGGCCUCUCUCCUUGCAACAGGUGUAGGUGAGAUACCCAAAGGUCUGGGAGGGGUGGAGGCAGGAAGCCGCUGAGCCUAGAAAGCCGGCUGGGGUUAGGCCGGGUGCAGAGGCCAGAGGAUGGGUGAUCCGCUGCUGGAACGCACCAGAAGGCUGCUGACUGACUACUUGACGUUCUGUGCGCGGGAGCCGGGCACCCCCGAGCCACCGCCCAGGUCGACCGAGGCGGCCUUGCUGCGCACUGUGGCAGCCGAAGUCCAAGAGCACUACCAGGAAUUCUUCUCCUCCUUCCUCGGCUACCAGGGCAACCGCCUGGAGCUGGUGACACGGAUGGUGGAUGUGGUGCUCCCCGAUGACCAGGACAUCAAUUGGGGCCGCCUGGUGUUGGUCUUGGCCUUCGCGGGGACGCUUGUGAAUCAAGGCCCUUGCAAGGCUACCAGGCAGAAGAAGAGUGGUCUGAGGAGGAAUCAAUCCCAAGUGACCCGAGACUGCCAGCUCAUAGUGGACUUCCUGUGCAGUCGGAUCCUGGGGCAGCAUCGUUCCUGGCUGGAGGAUCAGGAUGGCUGGGAUGGCUUUUGUGACAUCUUCAAGCGCUCCUUUCCACUCAGUUUUUGGAGACUGGUGAUCAAGACUCUUCUGUACUGCAUCAUUGCAACGGCCGUCCUGUAUGUCUGGAAACAAUUUCGGUUUUAAAAUUGUAAAAACGAUUUUACCUGCCUAACUGUGAUCCUCUAAGGGACAAUUUUAGAUGGUUGGAUAAGAACUGAGGAAAUCCUCCUGCCUAGAGACAUUUUAACCUGCAUGCUACGUGGAGUCCUGGGGUUGCGAUGGGGCCAGUAUUUGGGGAGGGCCUGAGUGGUUCUUCACUAAGUGGGGGAAUGGUCUUACAGACCAGACAUCACUCCAAAAAACUCCAGAAGGAACUACAGCCACUCACUUAAAAGUGCUGCUGUCUGUGUUUGGCUAUAAGCACGCCAGAGCCUCUCCCAUCUGUUCUGGGGUUCUUGAGCAGCCGCUGUUCAAUAACCAGGGUUCCAGGGCAGAGACUCCCAAAGCGCCAAAACCCCAGAGCAAUGAAGAAUGCCAAUAGGAAACCUUAAGGACUCCUUGAAAACCUAAAUCUUUCUGUGCCUAAUUCCCAGGACUUCUGAAUUUAUAGUGUGAAGUAACCGUGUUUUUUAAAGUAACUUCAAA